Messenger RNA from Bursaphelenchus okinawaensis, 850 nucleotides. The record is from the annotation of a GenBank genome assembly. NCBI's taxonomy places the organism in Eukaryota, Metazoa, Nematoda, Chromadorea, Rhabditida, Aphelenchoididae.
AUGAAGCAUUGUAUUGUUCUUCUCGUUUUAUUACUGUCAGCCGUUGAAGUCAAAGCUGCUAGGCUUAGUUCUUCUCAAAAGAAGGCCAUAGUAAAGGCCCACAAUGAUCUACGCCGUACCUUGGCUACCGGAGGCUCUGAAGCUUCUGAUGGCACUAUGCCUGAAGCUGCUAAUAUGAAUGAGUUGGUAUGUGAUUCAAAAUUUGAUUAUAUACUUUUUUAAACUCUUUUUCUAAAAGGUAUCUUUUUUUAAAGGGACCCUUUCACAAAAUUUAAAAAAAAAUGUGUUUUUAGGUAUGGGACGACGACCUAGAAGCAGAAGCUCAAACCUGGGCUCAACAAUGCGAAUUCAGACAUCCAGAUGAAUCAGAUUACGGACAGAACAUUGCUUCACAGGCUCCAGCCAUAUCAUCGUCUAAAGCUGCCAAUAAAGCCAUGGUAAGCUGGUGGAGUGAAAUUGCGUACUACCCAGCUGAAACAGCUUAUGAACAUAUUAGUGGCACUGGCCAUUUUACACAGGUGAGUACUGAAUAUACCCUACCCUACCCUACCCUACCCUACCCUACCCUACCCUACCCUACCCUACCCUACCCUACCCUACCCUACCCUACCCUACCUUACACGUAGAUAUGCAUAUACCUAUAUUUCAGAUGGCAUGGGCUCUAACCACCAGAAUUGGCUGUGCUGUCCAAACGUGUACUGAAGGAGGACCAGCAGGAUUUGAUGAUUGGUCGUUCACCGUCUGUAAUUACUAUCCAAAAGGAAAUAUGAGGAGAAAAGACAUCUACAUCAGCGGAGAACCUUGUUCUGAAUGUGAAGCCGGCUGUCACAAUAGCUUGUGUGCUCCGUAA